Molecule: messenger RNA, 318 nt
Organism: Penicillium malachiteum
Lineage: Eukaryota; Fungi; Ascomycota; Eurotiomycetes; Eurotiales; Aspergillaceae
Exons: 1
Coding region: 1-318 (105 amino acids)
Source: RefSeq, a predicted model, not a curated record
AUGUGGUUAGAAGAAGAAGGUUUAUGGGAAGUCCCGUGCCGCUGGCCAUCACGAACUUCUCUGCCAACUCUCCGAAGUCCAAGUCGAUCCUCGAUAUCAACUGCUUUCACUGCGAUUCCAGAUGGAUGGUUCCACCAACAACGGCUUCCGGUCACCAGCGAUACUGUACGUGUUCAUAUCGAUAGUGCCCGCGGUGAGGCACCACCAUCAUACGAUAGUCACGCGUUCAGUUCCACCUGUUUUAUGCGACUACAGGAUGGUCCAUUAUCCGAAUGGAGUCCUGUCUCACCUCUUUCGCCAAAUGUGUCGGCUAGUUGA